This is a messenger RNA of Macrosteles quadrilineatus (aster leafhopper), 593 nucleotides long. RefSeq lists its product as uncharacterized. The coding region runs from base 36 to 563 and encodes 175 amino acids. The record is from RefSeq and is a predicted model, not a curated record. The transcript has 2 exons. NCBI's taxonomy places the organism in Eukaryota, Metazoa, Arthropoda, Insecta, Hemiptera, Cicadellidae.
AGGAAAACAAUUAAUUGGCAAUUUUAAAAUUGGUAAUGUUGAUAAUAAUUAUAGUUAUUUUCUUAAUAGCAGCCUUAGCUUACUUCAAAACACGACGCAGCACAUGGCCUCUAAACUACAUGUCUUGCACCUGUAACAGAUCUAAGCCAAACACUCAAAGGUUAUCCCAUUCACAAAACCAACCAACAUCGUCAACGGAAUUAGAAACCGAUGAAAACGGAAAUGUACUGGAAAAUGAAAUCAUAGAUUCAGAAAAUGAAGAAAGUGAACCAUUGGAGUGCAAAUAUAUGGGAAGAGUUUCUGAGACGUCCACAGAUGAGGGCGAAGAAGACAAUGAGAGAAUGGGGAUGUUAGAUGAGAUAGAGGAAGAGGAGAGAGACAAGGCUGGUGAUGUUGAGGUGAUUGUAGAUGUUGAGAAGAUGGAGGGAGGUCUGGAGGAUGUUGAAGUGCUGAGGGUCCACCACAAGUCUUCAGGAGAUUCCCAGAGCUGGAGAAGUGUCAAGGUCACCUCGAGUGUGUUGAACUAUAAACAUCAUCCGAGACGUAGGACCAAAGUGCAGUGAUCUUGGCACCUAGUGUAUGUUUGAUGUAAU